GGGACGGCGCGAGCGGCUGGUCCCCGCGGCCGCUGCAGCGUGGUUUAUUGAAAGUCAUGUAGUCAAUGAGGAGGAGUGCCACCAGCACUGAGGGUAACCCAGCAACGAGGGACACCGGUCUGAGGAGUCAGCUAGCUGAUACCCUGGACUGGGUCGUGUCGGCUGAGUGGGUGAGUGGGCUUCACACUCCAUCUGCACUGGGCUGCUGAUGGAAAACCUGUCUGGAAUGUCAGCUGCCUGAGCUCCUUGCCCAGAAGAAAUGGAUGAAGAAGACCUAGAGCAUCCAAACUCCUCCCCAGAAAAGCGCUAUUUUCCUGAAUCCCUGGAUUCCAGUGAUGGGGACGAGGAAGGCGUUCUGGCCUGUGAGGACUUGGAGCUGAACCCUUUUGAUGGCUUGCCAUAUUCGUCCCGUUAUUAUAAACUUUUGAAAGAAAGAGAAGAACUUCCAAUAUGGAAAGAGAAAUACUCCUUUAUGGAGAAUCUGCUGCAAAAUCAAAUCGUGGUCGUGUCGGGAGAUGCCAAGUGUGGCAAGAGCUCUCAGGUUCCUCAGUGGUGUGCUGAAUAUUGCCUUUCCAUCCACUACCAGCAUGGGGGCGUGAUAUGCACACAGGUCCACAAGCAGACUGCGGUCCAGCUGGCCCUGCGGGUAGCAGAUGAGAUGGAUGUUAACAUCGGUCAUGAAGUUGGCUACGUGAUCCCUUUUGAAAACUGCUCCACCAGUGAAACCAUUCUGAGGUACUGUACUGAUGAGAUGUUGCAACGAGAAAUGAUGUCCAAUCCUUUUUUGGGUAGCUAUGGGGUCAUCAUCUUAGAUGACAUUCACGAAAGAAGUGUUGCCACCGACGUGCUGCUGGGACUUCUGAAAGAUGUGUUACUGGCCAGACCGGAACUGAAGCUCAUAAUUAACUGCUCCCCGCUCCUCGUCAGCAAGCUCAGCUCAUACUAUGGCAACGUGCCUCUCAUAGAAGUGAAGAACAAGCACCCCGUGGAGGUCGUGUACCUCAGCGGGGCUCACAAGGAUUCUCUGGAGUCUAGUUUACGCCUUAUCCUUGAAAUCCACCGCUCGGGUGAGAAGGGUGACAUCGUAGUCUUUCUGGCCUGUGAGCAAGAUAUUGAAAAAACCUAUGAAAUUGUCUGUCAAGAAGGAUCUACUCUAAACCCAGAUCUGGGAGAGCUGGUGGUUGUUCCUUUGUAUCCCAAAGAGAAAUGCUCCCUGUUCAAGCCAGUUGAUGAAACAGAGAAAAGACGUCAAGUGUAUCAGAGAAGAGUGGUACUGACCACCAGCUCCGGGGAGUCUCUGAUCUGGAGCCACACUGUCAGAUUUGUUAUCGAUGUUGGUGUAGAAAGGAGACAGGUGUACAACCCCCGGAUCAGAGCCACCUCCCUCGUCCUGCAGCCCAUCAGCCAAAGCCAAGCAGAAAUUCGCAAGCAGCUCCUCGGGUCCUCUCCCUCAGGAAAACUUUUCUGUCUGUACACUGAAGAAUUUGCCUCCAAAGACAUGAAGCUGCUGAAGCCCGCGGAGAUGCAGGAAGCCAAUUUGACCAGCAUGGUGCUCUUCAUGAAGAGGGUGGACAUCGCGGGCUUGGGCCACUGCAACUUCAUGAACAGACCAGCACCAGAAAGUCUGAUGCAGGCCUUGGAGGACCUGGACUACCUAGCAGCACUGGACAAUGACGGGAACCUCUCAGAGUUUGGGAUCAUCAUGUCUGAGUUCCCUCUGGAUCCGCAGCUCUCCAAGUCUAUCCUAGCAUCCUGUGAAUUUGACUGUGUAGACGAAAUGCUAACCAUUGCUGCCAUGGUAACAGCUCCCAGCUGCUUUCUGCAUGUGCCUCACGGGGCUGAGGCGGCUGCGGUGACUUGUUGGAAGACAUUUUUACACCCUGAAGGUGAUCACUUUACCCUCAUCAACGUUUACAAGGCCUACCAAGACACAGCUCUGAACUCUGCCACCGAGCGCCGCGUGGAGGAGUGGUGCCGCGACAACUUCCUGAGCAGCUCUGCCCUUGGGGUGGCCGAGGCCAUCCGAGCAGAACUCGUAGACAUCAUCAAGCGGAUCGAGCUGCCCUAUGCAGAGCCUGCUUUUGGCUCCAAGGAAAAUAGUCUGAACAUCAAGAAAGCGCUGCUGUCUGGGUACUUCAUGCAGACUGCGCGGGAUGUGGACGGGUCGGGGAACUACUUAAUGCUCACACAUAAGCAGGUUGCGCAGCUGCAUCCGUUGUCGAGCUACUCCAUCACCAAGAAGAUGCCGGAAUGGGUCCUCUUCCACCAGUUCAGCAUUUCUGAGAACAACUACAUCAGGGUGGCCUCGGCAGUGUCCCCCGAACUAUUUAUGCAACUGGCACCACAAUACUAUUUCAGUAACCUGCCUCCUAGUGAAAGUAAAGACAUUCUGCAGCAAGCCUCGGGCCACCUACCAGCCAUGGCAGCCGUGAGACAGGACCAGGACAUGUGUGAGAAGGGCCCAGAUGCUCCUGAACAGAGAUGCACAGUCCAGUGACUGCCUGAACACAAAGUGCAAUAAGGAUACCCAUGGGGCCCUGGCUGGGCUGCUGAGCCGAGAGGAGACAGUGCUCCCCAAAGGACGGCCCAGACAGAUGACACUGCAAACACC
Molecule: messenger RNA, 2611 nt
Organism: Nannospalax galili (Upper Galilee mountains blind mole rat)
Lineage: Eukaryota; Metazoa; Chordata; Mammalia; Rodentia; Spalacidae
Gene: Dhx32
Product: DEAH-box helicase 32 (putative)
Exons: 12
Coding region: 260-2497 (745 amino acids)
Cellular component (GO): intracellular anatomical structure; spliceosomal complex
Molecular function (GO): RNA binding
Source: RefSeq, a predicted model, not a curated record